Messenger RNA from Polyodon spathula (Mississippi paddlefish), 6806 nucleotides. RefSeq lists its product as uncharacterized. The transcript has 20 exons. The coding region runs from base 300 to 6734 and encodes 2144 amino acids. NCBI's taxonomy places the organism in Eukaryota, Metazoa, Chordata, Actinopteri, Acipenseriformes, Polyodontidae. Gene Ontology annotation, molecular function: guanyl-nucleotide exchange factor activity. The record is from RefSeq and is a predicted model, not a curated record.
AAAAAAAAAAAAAAAAAAAAAAACGUUUUCGUUUUACUUAACAACUCCUUCGGAAGGACUUUAAAAACGGAUUUAGAGAACAAUUCGUACUUUCUGGCGAGGUGUUGGUCUGAAAUGCGUUGAACUGGACUUCAGCCCACUGUCCCUAAUCCCAGUCUCUGUGGUAUACAAACUAAGCGCUGAUCGCUGAAGCUGCGGGGUAAAGAAAGCCGGUCAUUUGGCUCAAAGGGAAAAAGGUUUGAUGCCUCGGAUUACGCCGCCUGUGAAGGAUUCCUGGUCGUGAUUUUUUUUUCCCCAUCAUGCCUGAGUGGGCGCACCGGCCUGGUGGAAAGAAACCCAGUAACCAAGCUCCCCCUCGCCCCUCCUCCGUUUCCUCUCUGGGUGGUAUCGUCGCUCGAAUGGCCUCUUCCGAGCCGCUGUCCAGAGGGAGCUGCACGUCGGUCAACACGGUCUGCUCGGACAGCGACCGCCCGGUCAGUCUCAGCUCCUCUGCCUCCUCCGCCUCCUUCGGGAGCAGGGGCUCCCUGGGGGGGUCUCUCCCCUACGGCAGCACCCCUCAGUACCCCGCGCCCCAGCGCAAUGGCAGCGACAUCAGCCUGGACCUCACCCCUGUCUCCCAGCUGGAGCUGAGUCCGGCAGGGGUCCUCCCCAGGCACCCUCCCUCUCCCUGGGCCAGCCAAAAGGAAGGCCGGGCCAAGCUGACCCGAGAGGAGAGGGUGGUCCUGGAGAUCGUGGAGACAGAGCAGGCCUAUGUGAAGGACUUGAAGAGCAUCGUGGAGGACUAUCUGGGGUGCAUUAUAGACUGUGGAGACCUGCCAUUGAAGACAGAUGAAGUCAGCACCCUGUUCUGCAACAUAGAAGACAUCUACGAGUUCAACAGCGAGCUCUUGGAGGAUCUGGAGAGAUGCAGCCACGCAGCAGCCAUCGCGGAGUGCUUCGUGGAGAGGAGUGAAGCCUUUGACAUUUAUACGCUGUACUGCAUGAACUACCCCAACUCGGUGGCAGUGUUACGGGAGUCUAUGAAGUCUGAGAGCCUGGUGCGUUUCUUCCGUGAGCGUCAGACCAGCCUGUCCCACUCCCUGCCCCUGGAGACCUACCUGCUGAAGCCAGUGCAGAGGAUACUAAAAUACCACCUCCUGCUGCAGGAGCUGUUGAAGCACUUUGAUAAGAGCCAGCCGGGCUAUGAGGUCAUCGAGGAGGCUCUUAUCACCAUGACGGCAGUAGCCUGGUACAUCAACGACAUGAAGAGGAAGCAGGAGCAUGCCGUCAGACUGCAGGAGAUCGAGAGUGUCCUGUUGAACUGGGCCGGUCCGGACCUCAGCGGGUUCGGAGAGCUGGUUCUGGAGGGGACCUUCCGGGUCCAACGGGUCAAGAAAGAGCGAGCUUUCUUCCUCUUUGACAAGAUGCUCCUGAUCGCCAAGAAGAGAGGCGACAGCUUCAUCUACAGCACCCACAUCUUUUGCUGUAACCUCCUGCUGUCUGAAAACCUGAAAGACCCUCUGAGCUUCAAAGUGUCAGACCAGACCAUCCCCAAGCAGCAGUACAUCGUGCAGACGAGGAACCAGGAGGAGAGGCGUCUCUGGCUGCACUAUCUGAAGAGGCUGAUCGUGGAGAAUCACCUUGCCUCCCUGCCACAGAAGGCCAGACAAGUGCUGGGAGAUAACGGCUCACCAUAUCCACAAGCCAUGCAGUUCAACUCCGAGACCCUCGGGAAGCCCGCCCCCUCUCCCCGAUUGGGCGAUUGCAGGGGUUACCACAGAGGGAGACGCCAAUCAGAGCCUCCAGAGUUUCUGUACAGCCCAGAGAAGUCCAGGAGUUACGUGUCUGCGCUCAGUGUAGAGGGGAGCACCCCUUACAGGAGAGGCAGGAGGCAGUCUGCUCCGGCGAAGGAGAUCGAGAAAGCAUUUCGACAGAACUCAGUGAAGCUGAAGAACGCAGGCAGCGAGGGAGAGCUGCACAAUGCCCUUGAUCCAGUCUGCUCCUCCAUCAGCACCAGCACGCUGGCCUCCUCCAUCAUCGAGGUAGAGACCAGGGGGGGAGAGGAGGAGGAGGAGGAGGAGGAGGAAGAGGAAGAGGAAGAGGAGGAACGCCCCACCCUCUCCAUCACAGAGGAAAUCCUGGAGUUUAUCAACCAGAGCCGGGAACGGGAGCUGGGUGAGGCAGGGGGCAAUGAAAUAGCCCAGCCUCCAGAGGUACAGGGGCAUCUGCAGGUGGAUCUGAUGCUGGAAGAAGAAACCUCGGCAGACUCUGGGGCCAUGGCACUGGGAGUGAACGAAGAGGAUCUGCGGCCCUCCCUGGAAGUCAUCGAGCUGGAUGAAGAGGACUCCUCUGUGGGAGAGCCGCUGGGGAGAAGGGGACAAGCGAGAAUGAAGGAACCAGAACCUCGUACCCCAGCCAGCGAGUCUUCAGAGGAAGAGGAAGGCCAGGGCAGGCUAGAGUCGGGACCUUCUCCCCUUCAUGUGCUAGAAGAACUGGAGCAGGAAGAGGCCCCUUCAACUGGAGAACCAGAGAGGCCAAAUCCGGAGAGGUCGAUCUUCGACGAGGAACUAAACCACGAGGGACCGACUAGCCAACCCUUUCCCCUAGAGGAUGGCCCUGCCCAGGGGGUGGUGGCUCCUGAUUGCUCCGAUCCAGCCAAGUCUGCAGCCAAAGCAACUUUAACCAAAGACGACCGCCUCCUGAUUGAGAAGAUAAAGAACUACUACGAGACAGGCGAGGUGGUUGUCCCCCAGCUCCAGAGGAGAGAUAGCAUCUCCUUCAUCCCGGCCGGGCUGGUCAAGGAUUCGGUGUCCCGGUUCCAUGUCCUCGUCCAGCAGGACAGCAUCUGCGAGUCAGAGGGGGGGAGGUCGGAGUCCAGUGAGACGGAAGCACGGCUGGCCCUCUCCCGGCAGACCUCCGCGGCAGAAUUGGAGACCAGCGAUUUCCGGGAAGCUCUGGAUCAAGAGAGGGAGGAGGAGAAGAAGGAGGAGGUAGGCAGGAAUCAAGGUGCAGAAGAAGCAGGAGAAGGGGUCUGUCGACAGGAGGAACCAGAAUGUGAGUACCGAUCAUGCACGGAGCUGAUGAAAGUGUGGAAGGAGAAAGAGAGAAAAGCUGACAGAAGGGACAAAGAAGGGAAGAAAGCAAAGGAUUUUCCGAAGACACCCGGGAACUUAGUUAUCCAGGAAGAUAUCUCAGGAGCAAAUAGGAAAAAAGAAGCCGUAGAAGGAGGAGAUGAAAUCUCCAGAAAAGCCAGAAUGACGUUUCCAAUAGGGCAUUGUAAAACCGCCCCGGAUUCCGAGAGAUGCCUGAACAAGGAAUCCUGCUGUUCCCGAGAGUAUCCUGCCCCGUUCCCAUCCCCGGAUGUGACCGGGAUCAGUCUGUACGAGGGAGGGGGAGAGUUCUGCCUGGUGGAGAACUCUGAGAAGAUUAUCAGCAAAGUGCAGAUGCUGGCCCGCAUGUACAGCGCCAGGAUCGGCUGCUCGAAGACUCCUCUACACAGGAAGGUGUGGGAGAGGAACAGGGGGCCGGCAGGGAGGAGGGAGCGUGGAGAGACAGAGAAGCAGCCAGACUGCAAGGUGACAGGGGGUCUCAGGGUCCCGAGAGAACCGCAGCUGUACGGACACGUGAUCAUCCGGGAGCAGCUUUCCACGACCUAUGUUCAAGAGAACCAGUACAUCAUCUCUGCAGCCAAGGAGAACGCCUGGGAGCUAGAGAGCGACAACACAAGAGCAGCACCCCAUCACCCAGGACCCGUGGAACCUCAUGCAGAGGCUUCAGAAUCUACAGAGCCAGCCAACCUGGCCACCAUCCUCCAGGCAGAUCCUCCAAAACCUGAGCAGGCAUCUUGGGUCACCCCCAGCGCAGAUCCCCCUCCAGAAGUCGGUGACUUUGAAUUGGAUUCCCAGAGCUCCACGGAAGCAGUCCCCACCACCCAAAGCCACCCUGAACCUGAGCGACAUCCUGCAGUCAUGCUCAAUCCAACAAUGUCCAACAACGAAAAGACUGUUUCCAGAGCCCCACUGCCCACGUUGGAGAAAUCGCCUUGUUCCCGAAUCGAUGGUCAGUCGGAUUCUGGUUCUGGCGCGUCCAUAGGGAAAGCAGAACAGUUGCUGCGUUCCUCGGCAAACGAAGAAUCUUCUGAUGUUGGAAAUAACAAGCCGUCACAUUUCGGUUUCUUGCGUUCAGUCGAGGAAGCCGAACGGUCUUUGAAUGAUGGAUCGAUGCGAAGAGAGACGACACCCGCUCAGGACGGAGAACUUCUUGCCCUGGCCAAAUUAGAUGACUUGUGUAAACAGGAUCCAGUUUUACCAGCUGAGGGUCAAACAGAUAAAGGCCGUUCUUGUGUUGCUGAAGAUGUGGAGAGUUGUUUAUUCCGGCCAGCUCUGCUAAGACCAAAGCCUAUCUUACCUACAAAAAGCACAGAGCUUGCCAUGUCCAAGUGGAAUCCUUUGCAACAGAAGCCGGUUGUCUACCCAAAAACAGCAGAAGGUCAGGUGCAAUAUUCCUUACAGAAACCCUCCCUGUCCAGUCCCUUUUCGCCUGUUUCGAAUCACUGUACCUCUUCCUCAGUGCCAUCCUACACUAGACGAUCCUUAGGGAACUCUACCCCAACUUUGUGGGCAAAAACUGAUCCACAGUCUCCUUUGGAAAUGCUUGGUGCCCAAAACCAAGAGGCACCAUCAGAAGUUGUCAAAAAACCAACCAGCUGCUGCUUGACAUCCAAAGACCCUUUGUCCAAAAAGUGUGCCACCGAAGAGAUGACUUCAGGCAGGCAGAAUAGUGGUCUUUCGGAAGACGGCUGUGAAGACCAGGGGAAUGCGUCUUCAACAAUGCCCCAGUCUCGCGAAGUAUCAGGUGUACACUCUUCAAAUGUCAAGUCCUCUGAGCUGCAGGAAAGCCUGCCAAAGUUCACCAGCCAAAGACCUCCUUACCUGCCAACCCAGAGUGGAAGGAGAAGCUUGCCACUCUACUUGGAAGGGCAAGGAUUCUCUAGCCAAAGGUUGCAGCCCUCGGCUCCCUGUUUUAAGGAGUCCCUAGAUCACCAAACAACAGUGGACAGGAGGCAAUCAAACCCCCAGCAUUCCCAACAGAAUUCCUGCAACUUCCCAAAUUCCCCGCUCCCUCUCAGAAAACCGGACUGCAUCCCAUCCUCGACAAGACAGGAAGGGAAGACCUCCUCCUCCUCCUCCUCUCUCAGCCUUGGCCUGAGAACUCGGACUCCCUCUCCCAUCCGUAGAAUCCCAUCUCCUUCCAGCUCCGCCGGUCUGUCCAAAUCCCUCGCCGCUUCCUGCAUCAGCCAGAGCCUGGCCAAAAGGAACGGGCGCCUCCAGUCUUCCCUCUCGCAGGACUCCGAGCCGCCCCAGCCACCCAGCGCGUCCUUGCCUCCGCUCUCCGGGUCCGCCCUGAGGUUCCGAUCCCCGUCUCCCGGAAGGAAAUCCCCUUUGGGUCCAGCUUAUCCGAACAGGCAGUCCCUGGGCCGCUCUGUUCCCGGUUUGACUGAGAAAGUCGACCGACUCGGCUCCACCACGCCACAGCUUCUCUACCCUUCCACCGCUGGUCCCAGCCCCGCUCCCAUGAUCUCCCCACCGCCCUUCCGUAGCCACAGGUCCGUGUCCCCUAUCGUGCCGGUUAGCCUCCACCAGGCUUGCAAGGCUGGAUCUAAAAGCUUUGACCUCUCACGCAAUAAUAAUAAUAAUAAUAAUAAUAAUAAUACUGACAAUGAUACUAAAACAGCCUUGGUUCAGAUAGUGUGUUCCGUGGGUGCUGUCAGAUCUUCCUCUACUCAUAACCGCAUCACCAGGCCCUUCUCUUCUGCAUCGGAGCCUAGUUCAAGGGUCCAGUCUCCUUCUCCUGCAGGGCCUCGAAUCUGCUCACCCCCGCCCAUCCACCCAACCCAAGACAGCUCGAAAGGAAAGCCGCCUCACCUUCCUUCGCAUCCCAAACCGACUCCCCGUUCCUUCACUCCUCUGUGUUUCGGCUCCCAGGACCGCUCAGGGUCGUCCUCCGCCUGCUCCACGCCUCCUUGCACCAGCCCUCAAUUCACGUCCCCGCCCCCCAUCCCGUCUAGCGUUACCCAGUCCCUGCGCAGACCCGGGGGGAACAGCCUGCCCUUUAUUAGCAUCACAGAUGGAUCUCCUGGCCCCUCUCGGAUCGGUCAGAGGUCCCAGGCAGGUGGAAGUAUGAUGGGCAGCACGGACAGUAUUGAGCAGGAUUUGGGACCGUCGUCCUUGGGGAGGGUUUACGGCAGCCCCCCUUGCCUGAGUCCCGGCGCUACGUCUCCGAUGAGGUCUGUCAGUCGCAACAACAGCCUUGAUGGCCUCAGCGCUCAAGAGAUUGCCACCCUCGCUUGGCCGGCCAUCCGAGAGCUUCGAACCAAGUACGGAACAGAGAAAGAGGACUGCUCUCUCAAAAGAGAGGAUCCACUGGAGCUGGACCCACCCAGCGGCACGUGCAGAUCCAGCAUCAUGUGUCCCUACAUGGGCGACCCCCAGCGUUUGCCCGUGGGUCUGGCUGACCGAUCCUCCACCCAUUGCUUAGGCUCUGGGGACCUGGCACAGGAUAACUGCAAAGGUGGGGGCCUGAAAACCAGCUACUCCACCACCGUCAACCUCCAGAUCGGAGGCAGCGGGAGGAUAGCUUCUUUUAGCAUUGCCCAGGUCAGCCUCACUCAGACCAUGGCAGUGGUACCAGAGAGCCUGAGCACAAGGAGGGUGAACGUUAAUGGAUUCACUGUUGAGUCUUCAACAAACUGCUAGGGGGGGUUCAGGGACUGGGAGCAGCAGCAGCAGCAGCAGAGUUAGUGUGAGUUUCUAACCCUGCUCAAACUC